UAAUAGCCAAAAAAAGUACUCAAGUAAGUGUCAUUACCAGAUAAAUUCAAACACAAGAAAUACAUUUACAGAUUAUUUUCUUUCACAGCAAAGGCUUUUAAAACCAAUACUCACAGUAGGUAAUAUAUUGUAUUGCAAUGUUACACAAAUGCCUACUGUAUAUUCACUUGACCUCUAAAUGGCACUUUAGGCUUAACAGAUACAAAUAUUAGAAUCGAAAUACUUGUGUACAAACAAGAAGUCUAACUUUGAUUUAAACUGUAAAAGUGUGUCUGAUGCAUUUUUGGUUAAAAUAUGCUUGUACUUCACUCACUGAAGUACUGAAGUAAGAGCAGCGAUACUUCAAAAAUAAUACCAAAAUAGUUAGAAGUUAAAAGUAUGGUGUAGUAAAAACUCCUAUAUAGGUCAAUAUGUUUCAGAAACAGAAACUCCAGUUAAGGUUUAGCUCAAACCAGACUGUAGAGGCCAAGAAACUUCCUUUCAAAAUCAUUAUUUUUGUAUGCGAGAAAAAACAAAACAAAAAAACUUUGCACUUUCGGGAAGGUGAUACCAAAGUUAUUCAUUGUGGUCUUACUCAUAUCAAAAGUAGAACUAUAUAACUUUAACCGCAGUCAUUUGUUUAAAUCUGACAUAAUGCUCUUCGUACUUAGAUGCUUAAUACAUUACUGUAAUGUGGAAAACCCCAAAUAAAAAUAAAAUAAUGCCACACAGUUACUUUGCGGAAACUAAGCUUUACAUUUUUGUAAAGCGGGCAAUAAAAAAACAAAAACCACACAAAACAUCGUGUUGUACUAACAGCGUUACCCCUGACAUUUCCAGCAACCUGUCAGGGUGAGCGCUUGUUUCAUGCAGGAUGUGCCGCAGCUGCGUCCCACGCCACGCUGAUAACUUCAGUCUGUCAGAUGAGAUGCAAACUCACUUCCUCAGACGCGCCACGGCCAAGCAAUGAUCCAACCUGUCCGGGCUGAGCAGGGGACAGGCUUCGCUGGAAAUCAGCUCAAACCCCGGCUAUUUAUCUCUGGGCCCAUCUCUGAUAGAGGCAGGCGCGCUGAGCGGAGGCUAUUCUAAUAGACCGCUUAAAGACUGCGGAUGAAGGCGCUCAUGCCUCAGUGAGUCCGGUUCAACAGGAAACCAACGAAAGUGCGCCGCUUACAGAACUGAAACUUGCAGCGUGCAUGAAGAGCUUUGAACCCAUCAUGCUCUGUAGCCAUAUAUGAAUUGAAGUGAUGGAUAGGUCAUCGUCCACCGUUAGGCGGCGAGCCUGGAUCAACAGCAGCCGACAAUGGCCGACAGUGGAGGAGAUGGAGGGUCCGCUGUGUAACCUUGCAGCCUCGGCCUCCAUAGCAGAUGACGAUGAUGUCUUUUCUGAUGCCAGCUUCAAUGGAAAGAUUGAGAACUGGCUCCUUGGUUGUGGAUCUGAUGUCCGCUUGGAGAACAGCAGCCAGCUAAGUUUCGAGUCUGCACUGCAAGCCAACACCUUUUGUGAUGACCUGAGCCUUGGAGCUGAUGCUUCAGUUAUAAACUUUGGAGGAACUACAACUAACUAUCGAAAUCGUUCCUUCACGAAACAGCUCAGCAGGGUCAGCAACAGUACUCCUCUUCAGAAACUAUGCCCGUCGUCACUGAACCUGGGCCACAGCAUGGCCUCCAGCUGCCUUUCCUCUUCCACUUGGAAAACAGUGUCAAGUGUGUCAGAGGUUCUGCAGAUGUGUUCAGAGGAUGCAGAGGAGACUCUGUACGAACUGGGUUUUGGCUGUGAAGAACCGCAGGUCACCGUUCGCAUCCCUCCUCGAUUUUUCACCUUCCCCUCUCAGGCUCAAGGCAUCAACUUCCGCCUCUUCCUGGAUGCCCAGAUCCGGCGAAUAAGAGAGGAGGACCCCAGCCUUUCACUUGCCAGUCGUUUCAGACAAGUGCAAGUGCUUACAGCCAUGGCCAAUGCUUUCUAUUCCCUCUACUCUCACGUGUCCCGCACUCCUCUCCAGAAGCUGGCCACACCAGAGUUCAGCUUCUCCUCUCCUGUGGAGAGGAUUGAACGGUUUAGGACCAGUAUUCGCAGCGAGCCUCGCUCUCCUGUGGAGAGGCUGAAGGACACUGUGAACAAAAUGUGCCUCUACACCGGCUCUCCUCGUGGGUCGGACUCCACCUCUCCACAGCCCUCACCCAGAAAGAGAUCCAGCCUUCCAGACGUGGUGGAUAUAAUGCUGAAAUUCAAGACUGGGAGUGCCAAGAAGCUGGAUUUGGGGGAACAUGACAGGUGUGGAUCUUGUGAGGAUUUUAGGUUGCUAUCAAAUGGUGGAGAUAUAGAGCAAGUGAAGCAGACUUUAGAGGACACAGACAUUUAUCAGGAGGGGAAUAAAAUCUGCAAGGAGGAGGUGCCUGACAACGAAGAGGCAGAUAAUGCUGAUAAUGUCAGACAAGAAUAUUGUGAAAGAACAUCGCUGACGUCAUCGUUGUCAAGAGAAACUGUGAUAGAAACAGAAACUCUGCUAGCCACAAAUCAGUCAGAGCUGGACUCAUGUUUGACACAAAGGGACACAAGGACAACUGAACUGACUCCUGCUGCCAAAGUUUCAUAUGAUCUAAUCUGCCCUCCAAUAGUGGAGCGUGUACAUCAGGCUUCUUUCUGUUGUCAAAACCAAAACCGCUUCCUUCAUAUCUCUGGGACAGAAAGUAGAGACAGACUAAGCUCUCACACACCUACAGUGCAAACCCCUACCUCUGAGCCUAAUGAAGACUUACACCCUGGAUCUUCUAGAAAGACCCUACAGGUGGAUGGACCUGGAUCACCUCUGGUUCUUGAGCCUAGAGACAGCUACGCUCACUGCUGCAUCACAGUGACUGGCUUGGAAGACGAGGACGUGUCCUCAACCUCCAUGAACACCUGCCAUGUUUCACCUGCCUUAUCCAAGCGGACUCCUGCAGAGCUGUUUAAUGAGGGAGAGGGACAGUACCUGAACCCGUUAACCCAUCCUGGACUGGGCAAAUUCUCCAGCAAUCGUCAGCAGGUCAACUCAUUCGAGCUGGAGGAGGUGCAUAGCGCAGGAGAGGAAGAUUUUGGACAACCAGAAGCGAGUACCGUCACUUCGUCACUCUCCAGAAAACAUUCAUGCAAAGGUGAAGUGGUGCGGGGCGACAGCGUGCAGUCCGACAGCAGUGGCUACGCAGAUGAAGAAGUCAGCCCCUCAUUAGACAGACACAGCAGGUGACGGAGAGAAAAAGGCAGGACUAAAAUGUACCACAAGAUCUGGAAACCUUUUCCAUUUGGAAAGCCGAUCUCCACAUUGACUUUCUUGAACUCUUAAAAUGUGAAUGUUUCAGAGGGUACAGACAAAGAAAAUGUGCAAAGCAUGAUUAUAUGAAACUGAACUGUGUGAACAAGCAAAGACUUGGACAGUGAAGUGUAAUGGAAUGGUACUUUAAUUAGGGUAAAAUCAACUUCAAUUCUUACAAAAAAUGUUUUAUCGAAAAAAAAA
Molecule: messenger RNA, 3473 nt
Organism: Xiphophorus hellerii (green swordtail)
Lineage: Eukaryota; Metazoa; Chordata; Actinopteri; Cyprinodontiformes; Poeciliidae
Gene: tespa1
Product: thymocyte expressed, positive selection associated 1
Exons: 12
Coding region: 1227-3206 (659 amino acids)
Molecular function (GO): signaling receptor binding
Source: RefSeq, a predicted model, not a curated record